AUGAGUUCCAAGACGGCAAAGGAGCCUUCCAUCACGGCGCUCGACAACUUGGGCAGCCACUCCAACUCGGCCAGCACGUCUGAAGCGUCGGCCAAAGAUGCACUGUAUGGCAGCGUCUUUGUCCAGGGCGGCUCGGCGCAGCACUACGAGCCUAUCCCCGAGUACGAGGGCCGUCACCGGUACGACCCCAAGGCGGAGUGGACGUCCAAAGAAGAGAAGCGUCUCGUGCGCAAGCUCGACUAUCGGAUCUGCUCGUGGGUCUGCCUCAUGUUCUUCGCGCUGCAGCUGGACCGCGGCAACAUCUCCAACGCGCUGGCCGACAACUUCCUCAAGGACCUGCACCUGACGACCAACGACUACAACCUGGGCAUGACCGUCUUCUACCUGUGCUUCCUGUUCGCGGAGCUGCCGUCGCAGAUGAUCUCCAAGAAGCUGGGGCCGGACGUGUGGGUGCCGGCGCAGAUGGUGCUCUGGAGCACCGUGGCCAUGCUGCAGUGCGUGAUCCGCGGGCGGACCGGGUUCCUGGUCACGCGCGGCUUCCUCGGCGCGUUCGAGGGCGGCUUCAUCCCCGACGCCAUCCUGUACCUGUCCUACUUUUACGACAGCAAGGAGCUGCCCGUGCGCGUCAGCUACUUCUACACGGCCAGCAACCUGACGCCCAUCCUCUCGGCGUUUCUCGCCUACGGCAUCCUGCACAUGCGCGGCAUCGCCGGCUGGGAGGGCUGGCGCUGGAUGUUUGUGCUCGAGGGCGGGUUGACGGCCCUCAUUGGCGUCCUCUCCUGGUUCUACCUCCCGCCGAGCCCGACGCAGACGGCCGGCGGGCUGCGCGGCAAGGACGGGUGGUUUAGCGAGCGCGAAGAGGUCAUCAUGGUGAACCGCAUCCUGCGCGACGAUCCCAGCAAGGGCGGCAUGCACAACCGCCAAGGCCUGAGCCUGUCGCUGCUCUGGCAGGCGCUGUCCGACUUUGACCUGUGGCCCGUUUACCUCCUCGGCUUCACGCUGCUGGAGCCCGUCGCGCCGAUCCAGAGCUACCUGACGCUCACCCUGCGCCAGCUAGGCUUCGACACGUUCCAGACGAACCUGCUCACCAUCCCCGGCUACGUGCUCUUUGCGGUGCAGCUGAUUUUCUGGACGCGCAUCUCCGAGUGGCUCAACAACCGCUUCCUCGUCGUCUUCUUGUGCUCCGUGUGGCUGUUUCCGCUGAUCCUGUCGCUGCGGCUGCUGCCCGACGGCGCGAGCAGCUGGUCGCGCUAUGCGCUGACGGUGCUCGUCAUCGGGUACCCCUAUGUGCAUUCCAUCGUUGUCUCGUUGACGUCUCGAAAUGCCGGCUCCGUGGCGGGCAGGACAGUCGGCAGCGCAGUGUACAACAUGUGCGUGCAAGCGGGCAGCAUCAUUGCCUCCAACAUUUACCGCGAGGACGACAAACCGUACUACCGACGCGGAAACACGGCGAUUCUGGGCAUCAUUGCCUGGAACGCCGUCUUCACGGUGGCCAUCAAGGGCUACUACAUGUGGCGCAACAAGACAAAGGCGGCGAAAUGGGACGGCAUGACGGCUGAGGAAAAGCGAAACUACAUAGACACGACGUCGGAAAAGGGCAGCAAGAGACUGGACUUUAGAUUUGCACACUAG
Messenger RNA from Cordyceps militaris CM01, 1632 nucleotides. RefSeq names its product phthalate transporter. The transcript has 5 exons. The record is from RefSeq and is a predicted model, not a curated record. Gene Ontology annotation, cellular component: membrane. Lineage: Eukaryota; Fungi; Ascomycota; Sordariomycetes; Hypocreales; Cordycipitaceae. Gene Ontology annotation, molecular function: sulfate transmembrane transporter activity. Bases 1 to 1632 code for a protein of 543 amino acids. Gene Ontology annotation, biological process: transmembrane transport.